Arabidopsis arenosa is the source of this 754-nucleotide messenger RNA. NCBI's taxonomy places the organism in Eukaryota, Viridiplantae, Streptophyta, Magnoliopsida, Brassicales, Brassicaceae. The record is from the annotation of a GenBank genome assembly.
GUAUUCGUGGAUCGUGCGGCGAUGUUCUUGGUAGAUUGGUUCUACGGCGUGCUCGCAUCGUUAGGUCUAUGGCAGAAAGAAGCCAAGAUCUUGUUUCUAGGUCUCGAUAAUGCCGGUAAAACCACCUUGCUUCACAUGUUGAAAGACGAGAGAUUGGUGCAGCAUCAACCAACUCAGCAUCCAACCUCUGAAGAGCUUAGCAUUGGCAAAAUCAAAUUCAAGGCUUUUGACUUGGGCGGUCAUCAAAUUGCACGAAGAGUGUGGAAAGAUUACUAUGCUAAGGUUGAUGCUGUGGUCUACCUAGUGGAUGCUUAUGACAAGGAGAGAUUUGCAGAAUCAAAAAAGGAGCUUGAUGCACUUCUCUCAGAUGAAUCCUUAGCCACUGUCCCAUUCCUCAUCCUAGGGAACAAAAUCGACAUACCUUACGCUGCAUCUGAGGACGAGCUUCGAUUCCAUCUUGGUCUCUCCAAUUUCACAACUGGUAAAGGCAAAGUGAAUCUAACUGAUUCGAAUGUGAGACCAUUGGAGGUGUUUAUGUGCAGCAUUGUUAGAAAAAUGGGAUAUGGUGAAGGCUUCAAGUGGCUCUCUCAAUACAUCAAAUAGAUCGCCCUAUCCCUUUGAGUUCCUCUAUAGAAUCUAUAUGUCUGUUUUCCGUAAUUUGCUUCUUGUACUGUUUUCUCAUAUUUUGCUUCUCGUACUUUAGCUCUCUAUCUUGUAUUUAGAUUCGUAUUCUGAAUAUAUCAUCAGUUUCAUG